CCCAAUCUCUCUGUCGGAAACCGAGUCCUCUUCCACCGCACGCCACCGGCCACCGCGUCCCCUCCAACGGCCACCCCGCCCCCUCGCUCCGGCCCCUCCACCGGCCACCGGGCGGCCCGCCCCCUCGCCCCGGCCCCUCCACCGGCCGCCGCGCGCCCGCGCAGCUCCGGCGGCGCGCGCCCCCCUCGGCCCGGCAGCGCUACCACCGCGCCUCGGCCCCGCCGCCUCCACCGCGCCUCGGCCCCGCCACCGCCCUCGGACUGUAGUUUGAGAUAAGCUAGCAAUUUUUUUAGGCCAGUACGCAUCACUUCUCUGUUUUUUUUUUCUGCUGAAGUAAUUUGAGAUAAAUUUGUGUUUUACCUGAAGCUUCUGAGCUCUAGACUGGUGCUUCCAUUUUUAGCACAAGCUAGUUAUGUUAGCUUCUGUUUCUCUAAUGAAGGUGCUAGCUUCCAUUUGAUCUGAACACGCCUAACUGAGUGGCAAGUCUUCCUUGUCAAUUAUGUUACCCAGUCAGUAGGUUUCCCUUGUGGCAUGUUUAACUUUUUAAUAAAAAAACAAUCUGACAUGUUAUUGCUCAGUUACAGGCUUGGCAACUCUGAAUCGGCUAUAAUGAACAUGUUCAGUUUUAGUUCCUUCUGCCUUGUGAUGUAAACCACAGUACAGUACUUUCUUGCAUUCAAUUGUAAUUUUCUAAUAGUUCCUCUGAUCUCGUGUUGAACUUUCUGUGUUGUUAUUUAUCCUGAUAUAGGCAGCAACUUCCACAGGACCUCAAGCCGCCAUCUCGCCACAUGACCUGAUUGCAGCCUUGCAGGCACAGCACAGAAGCAGGGUUGCGCCACCUCUCUGAGUGUCAUAGGUUGGUGCAUAGGCACACACACACAGGUAGCCAUGGCAUCGCGUAAGCUUCUCGUGGGCCUCACAGCCAGGAGGCAGCUACAAUCCCGCACUCAGCAACUAUUCUGGGCCACCAGUCUCCCUGAAGCUACCACUUCUCGGUCCCUAAUGGUGGCUGCUGCAAUGGCGCGGUUAUCGGACAGGUCUUCAGCUCCUUUUAUCUUAUCUUCAAGGGCCAUCUCGUCGACGCAGCCUGUGAUGCAGUCUACAGGAGAUGUGUCUGGCUCUAGCCCAUCUGCAGUGGAUCACAAGUUAGCAAUGCAAGAGGAUGAGUUUCACAAAUUAGCAGAUGAGACGAUUCAUGAUUUGCUUGAAAAACUUGAGGAGUAUGGUGACUCCAUUCAGAUGGAUGGUUUCGACAUAGAGUACGGGAAUCAGGUUUUGACAUUAAGGCUUGGGGAUUUGGGGACAUAUGUUAUAAACAAGCAAACUCCAAACAAACAAAUUUGGCUAUCUUCUCCUGUGAGUGGGCCUUCUAGGUUUGAUUGGGAUGCAACAGCUAAUGGUUGGAUAUACAAGAGGACUGGAGUGAACCUUGUGCGGCUUCUGGAGAAGGAGAUUGGUGAGCUCUGUGGUACUCCAGUAGAACUUUAGUAACAGUACUGGAAAUGCCACACAGCUAGGUUGUAUGGAGAGCAGUGCUCUGAAUGUCGAAGUGUAGUACACAAAACUUUUUUUUUGUUCUACACAUUUGCACAUGGUUUGGAAUAAAUAACUUCCCCUCUCUGGUAGCGGGGAACAGUAUUAUUCGGAA
Molecule: messenger RNA, 1648 nt
Organism: Zea mays
Lineage: Eukaryota; Viridiplantae; Streptophyta; Magnoliopsida; Poales; Poaceae
Product: frataxin
Biological process (GO): iron incorporation into metallo-sulfur cluster; intracellular iron ion homeostasis
Cellular component (GO): mitochondrion
Molecular function (GO): ferric iron binding; 2 iron, 2 sulfur cluster binding; iron chaperone activity
Source: RefSeq, marked provisional